GGCCAGUCAGUGUGUAAAGAUAAAUGGUGGGGAAGAUACAAAAUCAUUGAAUCAAUAAAGAAUACUAGCAGCUGUUGUAUCAGGCAGCAAUUUGGCGGAAGAUAUCAACUGGCGGCAGACUAUCAGUGAGGUGUCGGAUGGGCGAUGAGGAUGACGAAGUGUUCCGGCCUGUCUCCCACUGCUGGGGCGCCCCCUUCAGGGAGAUGAAGUACGAGGAUAGGGGCACACAGACCCCCAGCCCUGCCCCGAGGCUUCGGGAUGGCCUGCUGCUGUGUGGCAUGUCUGAGGAGCCACGGAGACUGUUCUAUGGUAAUGCUGGCUUUCGGCUACACUUCCCAGCACUCUUUGAGCACGUCGGGGAGCAGGAGUGGGUCUCGACCCAGGACCGAAACUUAGACCAGGAGCAACAGCAGGAGCAACCAGGGCUGAGCUCGGAGGUUCGGAUUGGCCGGAAUCUCCAGCUAAUCGGAGACCAGUUCCACCAGGAACGUGUCCAGCUGUACCAGAGAACCCAAAGGAACCAACAGCCCUCCUGGUGGCACUAUCUGCUGUUCGGUGUUGCUGACCGCGGGAGAGGUGUGCUGAGGUGAGAAGUCCCAUCACCAGAUAAGGGACCGGAUUUCAGCUGGCACUGUGCGAUCGUACACAAGCUCGGAUUGGAAAAAACGAAUAAAUACGGAGGCGGUCCCCGCGGGACGGAGACUGAAUUUUCAGGACGUUUCUUUAUUUUCUUUUUACUUUUUGCUCAUUUGAAGAAGCCAUGUUGAGAUUUCAAUAUUUUGUAAGUUGUUUUUUUUUUGUCUUCUGGAAUCAUGAAAGUUGUCCAUUUUAUGCUGAGAUUGCCUUAUUGUCAGGAAGAAAUAAGUGGUGAGCACGAGGAGCUGCGAUACCGUGGGGCUCUGUCUAGAACAUUCCCAGGUGCACAGUGACUUUAACAACAGACACUUUUCCAAAGAGCCACUUUCUGUGAACAAGUUCCCUUCAACCUCUCAUUCCUGUCAGGUUUAUUUUUCCUAUCAUUCCUGUUCAGGUUUGUUUUAUUUUGAUAGUAUAUUGGUCAGAAGAGAUCCAUUUUAUUGUAUAAGGUAAAUAAUCUUUCAGCUAUUUAUAGAGAUAUUUAACUGCCUCCUGUUUUUUUUUUUUGUUUUUUUUUACGCAAGUGUCUGCCUGCGGGUUUUAAUGAUCCGGUUAUGUGAAGUAAUUUUUUUGUACAAAAAUAUUCUGGAAAUAUUUCUACAGAUUUUUAAGAAACCUGUGCUUUUAAUCAGAGAAUUAUGUAUACAGUAUGUGUAGGCAAUCAUUUCAGUCUCCUACAAGAGGCAUGCAAAAAAAAAAAAAAAAAAAGGUUCUCUGUUUAAUUGCUCUGUUGAAAAUUGAAGGUAAUUUUUUUAGACUCAGGCGAUGGCUUCGGUGAACAUAAACCACAUUUCAGGAUGGUCACUCUGACUCAUUAAAUACUGAACAGGCUGAGUUCUGAGCCGCACCAGCUGUGAACCAGGCCUCAAACUGAGAUAAUUUAUGUGUAAAGGCCAAGCAGGCAAAAUCGGUAGACUUUUCCCAUGACCAAUGAGCGCUUAUUAUUCUGUAAAGGAUGAGCAUGUCCACACAUAACAAGCAUGGCUUCUCCCCUUGGCCGAUGUAUAAUUAUCUCACUUAAGGGUGUGGUGAUCAUCACCAGGCAUGUGCAUGGCCGUCUAAAUGAGAUAACCAAGAACACCAAGAACUAUAACUAUAACGGUAACGAUAACGAUGUGAGCAUCCACACUGCUGAACAAUAACAUUCUGUAAAUACUCUCUCUGCCAUGUCAUCUGCCAUUUUGCAUGUGAUGCCCUGUAAAUUCGGUUGGAUUUUGAUUGGCUGUCUGUUUUAUUUUUCAUGCAGCUGAAAGUGAUCCCAAGGAUAUCGUUUGUCACUAUCAUUGUUAUAUUUGUGGUGUGGACUCCACUUGAGUUAUAAUGAUUUUGUAAAACAACAUAUUCGUAGCUAUCGUUAUAGUUCUCUUUCUUGGUGUUGAUGGGUCUUAUGCCCAACGCACUGCCGGUAUGUAAGGAUAAUUGGCACUCUGCCGUACUGUUUGCACUAUUUCCAUUCUAUUACUAUUAGGUGAAU
This is a messenger RNA of Conger conger (European conger), 2110 nucleotides long. RefSeq names its product bcl-2-modifying factor-like. The coding region runs from base 138 to 590 and encodes 150 amino acids. NCBI's taxonomy places the organism in Eukaryota, Metazoa, Chordata, Actinopteri, Anguilliformes, Congridae. The record is from RefSeq and is a predicted model, not a curated record. The transcript has 4 exons. Gene Ontology annotation, biological process: positive regulation of apoptotic process; negative regulation of autophagy; apoptotic process. Gene Ontology annotation, cellular component: myosin complex.